Molecule: messenger RNA, 8271 nt
Organism: Branchiostoma belcheri (Belcher's lancelet)
Lineage: Eukaryota; Metazoa; Chordata; Leptocardii; Amphioxiformes; Branchiostomatidae
Product: collagen alpha-3(VI) chain-like
Source: RefSeq, a predicted model, not a curated record
ACGAAUUACGUCCUGCAGAACGGGUUCCGGUCAAACUCCAGAGUGGGCACUCCCAAGGUUCUUGUUCUUUUGGUGAGCGACAAUUUCACCGCCAGCGGACACAGAAUGGUGGCCCAAAAAGCUGCCCAGAACGGAGUUGCGAUGUUCGGCAUCGGGGUUGGAGGAGGCCCGUUGCGGGGACAGCUGGAGAGAUUGGUAGGAACGACCACAGCCGUCAGCGUCGCUACGAACUUCAAGAGACUGAAACAAGUAGAAAAGGGCGUCUUUAACAGUCUCUGUAAUGUUGGCCGCUUCCUGUUCGGCCAGAUUGUCAUCAGAAGCCGGUUCAACGAGACUUUGCGAGACCCAGCUUCCCAGGAGUUUCUCAACCUGACUGCACAGUUUAAGGAAGGGAUGUCUAGCAUGUUUGUCGGAGGCAACUGCCUGCAGCGGAUCGUAGUGACAGAAUUUCGUGGAGUUGGCAAUGCUCUGGAGACCCAGGUGACUUUUCAAGUCAUAUUCGACAACACGCUACUCUGCCAGGACAACAUAAUAAACACCUUCAACUCAACUGUGUCCCGGGGACGGAUUGGAACACUGGCAGUUGACUCGGUGUCGGCUGAACUGGGUGAAGGAGGAGGAGUGUCAGCCUAUGCCACUGUGACCAUUACAAGUCAGUGCUUCAGGCCAGCUUUACUAGACGUUUCAUCAAUAGAGUACAGUCAGUUCAAAAUCCAACUUGAGGUGCAGCUUCUCAGCGUGUUUUCAAAUGUGGAAGGCAUUCGGUCCGUCCAGAUUCAAGAAAUGUCACCUGGACCUUCUGGCUGUUCGAUCAGUGUUGUCAUUCGGUUGCUGUUGAGAGCAAGAGAUUUCCAGAUGACACAACAAGUCUUCAUACAGGCUGUGUCUGGCGGAAGCCUGGGGGUUUUCACGAUUGACCAGAGUACAGUCUUUUUCGGCCGCACCGAGCCAGUGUGCAGGGCGCCACUUGACAUCGUCUUCGUCUUGGACGGCUCUGACAAUGUCGGCCGGGAAAACUUUGACCGUGUCAAGGCUUGGGUCAAGGCUGUCAUCAGCGGCUUCUCCAUCGGCGUCAACACAACCCAGGUGGGUUUGCUGCAGUACAGCUCUCAACCGCGUGUGGAGCUGUCCGUUGGAGCUGUCAGCAACAUGUCGGAUCUUCUCCAGGCCGUCGACGGCGUGACGUACAUGGCUGGUGGGAACAAUAUCGGCCAGGCGCUGCAAAUAGUCAGUACUAGCGCCCUCCUACUUGGCAAUGGCACGCGCUCGAACGCCCGGAAGGUUGUUAUGCUGGUCUCCGGUGGAAGCUCGAGUGAUGAUGUCAUAACGCCUGCCCAACAGCUGCAGCAGACAGGUGCUGUCGUUUAUGCUGCAGGUGUCGUCAAGUAUGACGUCACCGAGCUCGAAAACAUAGCCAGCUCGGCACGAACGGCGGCAACUGUCGGCAGCUUCGCCGCCUUGGACGAUCUCAGGACAUCGCUGCUGUCGUCCGUCUGCACAGUACCCGCUCCUCUGGUGGCCUACGUGUCCGUAGAUGUACAAUUCACCGAAGACCUCCGAAAUCCGAGUUCAGCGGCAUAUUCCAUCCUAGUGACACAGAUCAGAACACAGCUUUUGCUCCUGUUUAGAGACAUCGUGGGACUUCAGGGCAUUGCUGUCACCAAUUUUCACCCACAUGCCGGAAACACCACACGGGUGUAUCUGAGUCUGAUUGUCGCCCCUUACAUCUCUGUGGCCGUGGAACAUCGCUUCGAAACUGCAGUAAACACUGGAAGAAUUGGCAGCUUGGUCGUCAUUCCGGGCUCACUCUACAUAUUUAGGGAAGGAACAACAGCUGCACCUCCAAUAGAGCCCCUACAAUGUCGGAAUGACGUUGACCUGGUGUUUUUAUUGGAUUCGUCAAACGCUGUCGGUCAGAGCGGGUUGACUUGGAUAAAAAAGUUCAUGACUUCAGUCAUGGAGUCACUGAUAAUCGGACCGGACCACUUUCAGAUAGGGGUAUUCCAGUUCAGCGAAAAUGCUCGUCAGGUGAUAGCCCUAGGAGCGUACAAGAAUAGCACGGAUAUCAUACAGCUGGUUAACGAGACGACAUUAAUCGGCGGACAGGCCAAUCUAGAACUGAGUCUGAUCUACGUUCUUAGAAACGGAUUCAGGUUUAGCUCUAGACAAGGAAAAGUAAAGGUUGUCGUUGUGUUGACCAGUGCCCAGCACAGCGUUGAUUCUGCGGAACUUCUAGCUCAGCAGGCCAACCAAUAUGGUGUGGUGACCUUCGUGAUCGGAGUGGGCGCAGCGCCUCUGCAGAGGCAACUGGAAAGAAUCACGGGCUCCAGUAGCGCAGUGACCGUUGUUAAUGGUUUUUCCAACCUACCUGAGAUGGAUAGGGCUAUCGUGAACAGCCUUUGCAAUGUUGGUCAACUCCUAUACGGCAAAUUUGUCAUCAGGACACCGUUUAAUGAAGCACUGAGGAACACCAGUUCUCAUUACUUCCAAACUCUAGCUGCACAGGUCCACGAUGGGAUUGCUGGAAUAUUGAAUCGUGACUGCGUUCAACGAAUAGUCGUAACGGAGUUUCGCGGAUCUGGAAAUGAUCUUUACACCGAAGUGUCAUUCCAAAUCCUUGGGGAGAACACAACACUCUGUCUAGAGACCUUGGUAGGAAAUUUCACAUUCACAGUGUCUACAGGACGAAUCGGGGCAUUAGUGGUCGACACAAGUUCAGGGACACUUGGUUCUGAAGAGGAAGUCACAGCGUAUGCGUCAAUUACCAUCACCAGUCAGUGCUUCACAGCUGCCCUCCUGGAUCCCACUUCACCCGAACAUCAGGGGCUCAGAAUUCAGCUGGAAGUAGCGGCAAGCACCAUCUUUUCGAAUGUAUCGGGAAUCCAGUCUGUCCAGAUUCAAGAAAUAUCAAAUGGGCUUAGCGCAUGCUCGAUCGACGUCCGACUUCGCCUGCUGCUAAGAACCGGUCAGUUUGAAAGAUCACAGCAGAUCUUUCUUCGAGCUGUUCAAGAACAAAGAUUUGGAGCAUUCACCUUGGAUUCAAGUACAGUCUUCUUUGGCAUCACAGAACCAGUAUGCAGAGCCCCUCUAGACAUAAUCUUUGUCUUGGACGGGUCUGACAACGUGGGUCCAACCAAUUUUGAACGCGUCAAGGCGUGGGUCAAAGCGGUCGUCGGCGACUUCGCGGUAGGCAGCAACAACACUCAGGUAGGACUGCUACAGUACGGUACCCGUCCGCGGUUGGAAUUUUCUCUGGAUGUCUUUACUAGCCAGCAGGAAGUUCGUGAUGGUAUUGACGGUGUGGCGUACCUAGGAGGAGAAACAAACACAGGGGAGGCGCUGCGAACACUCAUAUCGGCCGGGUUUGCGGACAAUAAUGGAGUUCGAACAACAGCAGCCAAAGUGGCCAUUGUGGUCACAGCAGGGAGGUCAAGCGAUGACGUUGCUCAGGCCGCACGAGAUGUCCAAAGGAGUGGUGUACUAGUUUACGCCAUCGGUGUUGGAGGGUACGACUUGAGCGAAUUACAAGAGAUUGCUAGCUCAAGUCGCAGUGUGGCAACUAUGGACAACUUCCUAGGGUUGAACGACCUGAGGACAUCAUUGUUAGCGUCUUCAUGCACAGUCCCCGAAACAUUGGUGAUCUAUUUCACAAUAAAUGUGAAAUUCAGCCAGCAAUUGCGAAAUCCAAGAUCUUCUGCCUUUGUGACGUUAGUCGCACAAAUAAACACAGAGCUCCGCCUGCUGUUCAGAGAUAUUGCUGGAUUUCAUGGCGCUGUGGUUUCCGGCUUCCGUGCCGGAGCCAACAGUAAGGUGCAAGUGUAUGUCAAAGUGUCCGUGGCCUCCUACAUCAGUGUGACACUUCAGCUGCGACUGACGGCUACUGUGAACACGGGCAAUAUUGGUAGCUUAUCCGUUAUUUCCGGAUCAACGGGAGUCCUGCUGGAGGACAUACCGGUAACAGUAGCCAGUCUGGUAGUCCAGGAACUUUGCAGUGGAGACCUUUUCGAUCCACAGUCUUCCGCAUAUACGGCCUUUGUCUUCCGCGUACUGUCAGUGAUGCUGUCCGUUCUUGGGCAUAUCCCGGGGUUACUGUCCGUUCAAAUAACCAACGUUGGUUGCUCGGGAUUGUACAUCAGAAUCACGGCCAGUACAGUUCUAGUUUCAUCAGCCUCAAACGCCUUUGUAGCCAACUUGUCGGCGGCUGUGGAAUCAGGCAGAGUGGGUAACCUGACUGUUGACCCUUCUUCACUUCUCUUCGGUCAAGCAGCACUACUCUGUGGUAGUUCACUGGAUAUCAUUUUUCUUGUCGACGGUUCCGGAAGCGUGGGACCGACCAACUUUGAGAAAGUCAAACUGUUCAUCAACAAGGCCGUGUUAGGAUUUGCUAUUGGUCCCACUGCAACACAAGUUGGGGUUAUACAAUACAGCACCAGAAUCAGGCAAGAAUUCUCCAUGAAUUCUUUCCAAACAGUGAGGGGUUUAUUGGGAGCAAUCGACGCCAUAGAAUACAUGCAAGGCGGCACACAAACGGGAAAGGCUAUCCGUUACGCCAGCAAGUAUGGCUUCUCAUUUUUUGAUGGGGCUCGUCAAGGAGUUCCUAAGGUGCUGGUUGUUGUGACGGAUGGAAUUUCGGCAGACGAAGUAGCUGAUCCAGCUUUGGAAGCCCAGCAAGAGGGCAUUGUUGUGUACGCCAUUGGUAUUUCCAACUACGAUGUCAAUCAGCUGCAACAAAUUUCCAGUACGAACGAGACCUCAGCUAUCGUGGCCAACUUCAACCUUUUGGAUAGCGUGAGAAACACAUUGUUGACAAGCGUGUGCGACGUUCCCACGCCUGUGUUUAUAAGCCUGACACUGACCAUCCAGUUCUCUCCAACGCUGAGGAACCAGUCCUCUAUUGAGUUCGGCAGUAUUUCUACAGUCCUCUCAACUGAGAUAUAUCGGAUAUUUUCCAUUAUUCCGGGAUUUCAAAGUUUGACCAUUGUGGGACUGCAGCCGACAUUCAUCAGUCAAGUCAAGGUGACCAUGACCUUAUUUGUGGCGCAGUUCUCAACAACAAGCAUGAAAGAAGCAUUCAUCAGUGCUGUGCAAACUGGCAGUUUGGGGUCGAUAUCAGUGAAUGCGUCUUCUGCAGUCGUCAUUGAAGAAGAAACCACACAAGUGUUAGUUAGCUUCGUCAACACGGAACAAUGCGACGCUAAUCUUCUGAACCCAGACUCAACAACGUACAAGGCAUUCAUCAUUCGAGUCGAGAAUUCGGUGCUUCCAAUUGUUGGAGAUAUCCCGGGGUUGUUGUCUGUGAAAGUGACCAGCGUUAGCUGUUUUGGUCUGUACAUCAGAGUGACUAUUAGUAUAGGAGUCGUGUCCGCGUCCUCUAGUACACUCGUGAUGACAAUCUCUACAGCUGUAUUAUCAGGAAAUGUGGGAGGCUUGACUGUUGAUCCAAAUUCAUUCACUUCGGGUGAUGAAGCUUUAUUGUGUCAAGCUCCUCUGGACAUUAUUCUUUUGCUGGACGGGUCAGGAAGUGUAGGGGCCAACAACUUUGAAAAGGUCAAACAAUUUACGAAAAAGAUUGUCGAGACCUUUGCUAUUGGCCCCUCAUCAACACAGGUAGGAGUUAUCCAAUACAGCACGCGAGUAAGACAAGAAUUCUCUAUGAACAGCUUCCAAACGAAAGAAAGUUUGUCCAGUGCAAUCGACGAUAUUACAUACAUGCGAGGCGGUACCCUGACGGGAAGAGCCAUCAGGUACGUGAGGAGGUAUGGCUUUGCAAGAUCAGAUGGAGCUCGUCCCGGAGUAGCGAAAGUGCUCAUUGUCGUCACAGAUGGCCUUUCGUAUGACGCAGUGGCAACACCUGCCUACAAAGCAAGACAGAACGGAAUCCUUGUCUACGCUAUUGGCGUGUCGGGUUACGACCUGCCGCAGUUGGAGCAAAUCGCCAGCAACAACAGGACAUUGGCUGUGGUGGACAACUUCAACCUACUGGAUAGUCUGAGGAACACGCUUUUGACAGGCGUUUGUGAUGUUGUGCCACCAGUAUUUGUGAGUGUGACAUUGAAUAUCCAGUUCUCCAUACAACUGAGAACCCCCGGAUCGAGUGAAUUCUCCAGUAUCACCAAUGAUCUCAGGACAGAGGUAUACCAACUGUUUAUAUCGAUAGUGGGAUUUCAAGGUAUAUCCAUCGUCGGUUACCAAGCAGCCCCUAGCAAUCAAGUCAAAGCAACAGUAGCUGUCUUUGUUUCCGAGUUUGCUGCCGCCGCCAUGAAGCAAACCUUUAUCACCGCCGUAAGUACAGGCAACCUGGGAUCUACAUCAGUGAAUGCAAGCUCCGCCAUCGUCAUCGAAGAAGAAACAAAUUCAGCCGUAGUAAGUCUGGUUGUCCAGAACAAUUGCAGUGCAGAUCUGCUUGACUCUGAAUCAACAGUGUACAUAAGUCUGGUCGCCCAAGUCGAAUUUGCGGUGCUGUCUAUUCUUGGAAAUAUCCCAGGAGUUUUGUCCGUCGAAGUGACCAGUGCUAGUUGCUCUGGGCUUUACAUUCAAGUAACUAUCACUGUAGUGGUCGUAUCCACGUCCUCCAGUACACUUGUGACGACAAUCUCUACAGCUGUAUCUUCGGGAGAUGUUGCAGGCUUGAGUGUCGAUCCAACUUCAUUCGUGUCUGGCGAAGAAGCAUUGUACUGCCGAACUCCUUUAGACAUCAUUCUCCUGCUAGAUGGUUCAGGAAGUGUAGGGGCCAACAACUUUGAAAAGGUCAAACAAUUUUCGAAAAAGAUUGUCGAGACCUUUGUCAUCGGCCCCUCAUCAACACAGGUAGGAGUUAUCCAAUACAGCACGCGAGUAAGACAAGAAUUCUCUAUGAACAGCUUCCAAACGAAAGAAAGUUUGUCCAGUGCAAUCGACGAUAUUACAUACAUGCGAGGCGGUACCCUGACGGGAAGAGCCAUCAGGUACGUGAGGAGGUAUGGCUUUGCAAGAUCAGAUGGAGCUCGUCCCGGAGUAGCGAAAGUGCUCAUUGUCGUCACAGAUGGCCUUUCGUAUGACGCAGUGGCAACACCUGCCUACAAAGCAAGACAGAACGGAAUCCUUGUCUACGCUAUUGGCGUGUCGGGUUACGACCUGCCACAGUUGGAGCAAAUCGCCAGCAACAACAGGACAUUGGCUGUGGUGGACAACUUCAACCUACUGGAUAGUCUGAGGAACACGCUUUUGACAGGGAUUUGCGAUGCUGUGCCGCCCUUGUUUGUGUGUGUGACUUUGGACAUCCAGUUUUCCACACAACUGAGAAACCCCGAAUCAGCCGAUUUCUCCAAUAUUACCAGUGUUCUCCAGACAGAGCUUUCCCAACUGUUUGAGUCUAUCGCGGGAUUCCAAAGUACAUCAAUUGUCAGUUACCAACCGGCCCCUGGAAAUAAAGUCAAAGCAUCGAUUGCUGUCUAUGUUGCCGUGUUUUCGGCUACCACCAUGAAGCAAACCUUUACCACGGCUGUAAGCACUGGCAACCUGGGAUCUAUAUCAGUGAAUGCAAGCUCUGCCAUCGUCAUUGAACAGGAAACCACUUCAACCGUCGUAAGUCUUGUUGUUGAGACCAAUUGCAGUGCAGAUCUGCUCAAUCCUGAGUCAGCAACGUACAUCUCCCUGGUCGCUCGAAUUGAGUCUGCGGUAUUGUCGAUUCUUGAAAGUAUUCCAGGUGUUGUGUCAAUUGAAGUGACCAGCGUCAGAUGCUCUGGACUUUACAUCAGAGUCACCAUCACUGUAGUGGUCGUGUCGUCGUCGUCCAGUACACUUGUGACAACAAUUUCUACAGCUGUAUCAUCAGGAAAUGUGGGAGGCUUGACUGUUGAUCCAACUUCAUUCUCGUCUGGUGAUGAUGCUCUGUCGUGUCGAACUCCCCUAGACGUCAUUUUGUUACUAGAUGGUUCAGGAAGUGUAGGGGCCAACAACUUUGAAAAGGUCAAAGAAUUUUCGAAAAAGAUUGCCGAGACCUUUGUCAUCGGCCCCUCAUCAACACAGGUAGGAGUUAUCCAAUACAGCACGCGAGUAAGACAAGAAUUCUCUAUGAACAGCUUCCAAACGAAAGAAAGUUUGUCCAGCGCAAUCGACGAUAUUACAUACAUGCGAGGCGGUACCCUGACGGAUGCCAUCAGGUACGUGAGGAGGUAUGGCUUUGCAAGAUCAGAUGGAGCUCGUCCCGGAGUAGCGAAAGUGCUCAUUGUCGUCACAGAUGGCCUUUCGUAUGACGCAGUGGCAACNCCUGCCUACAAGUUUAAUGCAUAA